Aphanomyces astaci is the source of this 459-nucleotide messenger RNA. RefSeq lists its product as hypothetical. Bases 1 to 459 code for a protein of 152 amino acids. The transcript is spliced from 3 exons. The record is from RefSeq and is a predicted model, not a curated record. NCBI's taxonomy places the organism in Eukaryota, Oomycota, Saprolegniomycetes, Saprolegniales, Verrucalvaceae.
AUGUCGGAAGUAGUGUCCCGCGCCUUCCGAGCCCACUGCAAAACCAAGCAUGGCUUGAAGGUGACCCUCUUCAAAAAGAAGUCAAUCGACGAGAAAAAGGCCAAGGCACGGCAACGCAAGCAGCAGCGAAAGGCAACGCGUGAAGCGUUGCAAGCGAUGGCUGGCAAGACUUUCCGUCUAAAACAGCGUGCACUAUUUACAUUUGCCGUCGCACGCGUCCGUGGGGCUUACCAUGCAGCGAAUCCAAUCGUGAAGAUCGAUGAUUCGACGGUUCCUGGUGCUGCUCGAGGAUUGUUUGCAAACGUUGAUUUGUCUGCUAGUGACAUUUGCACAGUCUAUGACGGGGAAAAUGUGUACGAAGAGCCAACGGAUCAUGAGUACGCGUGUCAGACCCAGUUGCUGGCCGUGCACUUGGGUCCUUUGUCAAUCGUGAAACUCGCGGGAGGUCGGGGUGUUUGA